Molecule: messenger RNA, 3659 nt
Organism: Oncorhynchus mykiss (rainbow trout)
Lineage: Eukaryota; Metazoa; Chordata; Actinopteri; Salmoniformes; Salmonidae
Product: transcription factor 21
Biological process (GO): developmental process; regulation of transcription by RNA polymerase II
Molecular function (GO): RNA polymerase II transcription regulatory region sequence-specific DNA binding; DNA-binding transcription factor activity, RNA polymerase II-specific; protein dimerization activity
Source: RefSeq, a predicted model, not a curated record
UCACACAGUCCAGAGAUUACAAGUGACGUGUAGCGUACAAUCAGACGGUCCUCACAAGCACUUUAUUUUGAACCAGGGACUUUUAAACUAGGCACCGAUUUCGUGUAGCGGGCUACACGUUUUCUCCUGCCGGGUAAAAACAGUUUAUUGAAUUGAACAAUAAUACUUUAAAAUGGAAGAUGUAUUAUUUGACUUGGAUCAAGAUGGCACUACAGACUUUGAUUUCUGGGGCCAAAUGGACCUUAACUUCCAGUUCCAGGCCCAGUUGGACAGUCUACUCGUUGACUGCACCACGGUCACCGGCCAGCUUUCGCCAUGGUCCUCGUUCGGCGGCCAGUCCAUGUUCCCGGACGCGCAGCUGACCUUCACAGACCUGGACUCGCAGUCUCCCGGCCUUGGCGCUGGUGCUGAAGUGGACAGCUCCUCGGCGGACGAGCCCCACGAGAUGAGCAAGCGCAGGCCGCUGCGGUUUGUGCCCCAUCACCCGUACAAGAUCCAGCGACACGCCGCUAAUAUCCGGGAGAGGAAGAGGAUGCUGAGUAUCAAUUCGGCGUUCGAAGAGCUGCGGUGCCACGUGCCCACCUUUCCUUACGAAAAGCGCCUGUCCAAGAUUGAUACCCUGAGACUCGCCAUUGCCUACAUUGCCCUCUUGAGAGAAAUAUUGAUAUCCGGCUGCGACCCCAAGUCAUAUUUGGAUGAAUGCAUGAAGAAUGGUUACAAGAAUCAAACCAAUGCAAUAUGGAACACAAGUGAUCUGACAGCCCGGCUCUCCUGGAUAAAGUGGGAUUAACUCAGGAUGGAGCGACCCAAGUACGUGUGGGGGGGGGGGGGGGGGGGGGGGGGGCAGGGAUUUACACCCUCUUCUCUGUCCGUGUCAAUGGCAGCAUCACAUCAGGGGCUGAGUGACAUCUGCAGACUUCUCACCAGGUCGUGCACCUCUCUCUGCAGCCAUCCGCGCCCCUCACAGCUUUUAAUAUUUGAAUGUGUUGUGGAUUGGUAAUUGAGUGUCAGUGUUUCUCUGGAGUUGCCCGUUGUUUUACAGUGAAUGGGGGACCGGGGGCAGACUCAAGCCCAUGGGGAUGGUGCUUGUCACAGGGGAGCGAAGCAGGCUGGCAUGGGACUGAAUUAACCUUGGUAAAAAAACAAAAAAAAGAAUUGUAUGGAGUAUGAUACUGAAGUGUUCAUUUGAAACCUUUUGCUGUUGUUCAUUAGACACUGUUACAAGGGACUUGAUAAUGUAAAUUAGACUGUGUGACACCCACAUUUCAGUAAGUUAAUUUAUCCCAAUGAAUUAAUCAUUGUAUUUAUUUUAAUUCAUGUAUUUAUUCGUCAAUUUGUUUAUUUAUUUAUUAUUUUGUAUUGAUAAUUUUGGUUCUUUUGUAUUAUUUUGAUGUAUUAACAUUCCUUUUUUAUUAAUGAUUUAUUCAACUUUUUACAUUUAUGAUUGCUAGUUGUUUAUAUUUAAUCAAUUAUGUAUUGUCAUCAAAUGGACCAUUUUGAUGUUCAUACGACUUAUUAUGAAGAUACCUGUAUAUUGUUUUUCUAGUGCUGGUGAGUAUUGAGGAAAAUCUGUAAAGCUGGGUUGGACUGGGGAAUGGAUUUGUGCUUGAUGGCAAAUCAGGGAAUUCCUAACACAAUGAAAUUAGGCAGUAUGUUUUCCAGAUUAUUCCCCCCAUGCUGACUGUAUUCCUCUAUGUUGGUUAGGAGUUUGAAACGAAGAUGGAAUGAAUCCAACCAACCUGUGUGGAUUUGUAAUGGUUCCCGAAGCCCUGUUGGUGACAUUGAAUCUGCAGCUGUGGUGUCCAGGCCCACUGUAGAGACCUUUAGCUUUCCCCCUGCACACACACAGCAGCAUUUGGUUUAGCCAUUUCCCUUAUGGUUAAAAUACGUACUCAGGUGACUCCACAUUCUGUUCCCACUUAGCUGGCUCUAUUCACUGGGAUCAGCUUAGCAAGGUCUCACUGACACUGUCACUGUAAAUUACUCCCAAUGUCAUCAUGUUAUCCAUGGAUGUCAAUGUAGUGUCUGUCUACUCAUACUACGUAUGGUUUAGUCAGAGACGUAGUAAACGGAGACAGAAGGCGUAUACCCAGUGCACACACUCCCUCUGUUCUCCUGCACGUGUACUUUUAGUGCUGCUAAUGACCCUCACUGGAAACAUUUUACGCAGGAACACACAGCAAUAUGGGAAGUCCAUUUGGGUGGGGGAUACUUAAGGGGGGAUGGCGGUGAGGUAUCUCAGAGGACCCUAAAAUUGGAGUAUGGGAGUGUCACCCCUCAUACAGGUGUGUGUGUGUGUUUGUGUGUCACCUGUGGAUCCAUUCCCACCACCUCCUUCAGGGUUACACCCUUUCUUUAACCACCACCUUACACCACUCCCCUCCAUGCCUCCCCCCUCUACCCCCCACCCCAUGUUACAUAGACAGGGCAGGUGUUGUCUUUACUCCCCCUUUGCUCUGUAGCCUACUGUACACCUGUUUUACUUGACUGUGGAUGUAAGUAAGUGCUUUACACUAUGGACUGUGAAAUAAAUAACUUUGUUAGUUUCUAUGGUUGUUUACUCAACUUAUAUUGAGGAUCAUUCAUCACAACAUCAACAGCCAUUCAUCUAAUGUCGCAAUUCAUGUAAUGUACUUGAUUAAACAAGUAAUGUGCUUGAUUAUCUACUGAUCUUGGAGGUAGCCUAUAAUGAAUUACUUUCUGACACCUUUGACUGUAAUGCUCGUUGACCACUACCUCCCUCUAUUGGAAACUAUUGGAUAGGCAUUGAGUGGUGAGGACUGGGGAGCAACCGAACAUGGAACAAUCUUUCAAUUACAGGACAGUCACACUUUUAUCGAUUACGGUAGGAAAAAUAUGUAGAAAUUCAGAAAAUGUAAAUCACACACACAAUCGAGCCUUUUCCUGCGGUCUUUAAAAAAAUGGAUGUUUUAUUUGCCCAUCUUUGGGUAACAACUUUAUUUUUCAUUUUUGUUUGUACAGGUAUUUUGUUACAUAUACAAUUUACAUACAUGGUUGGCCUACUUUUAUACACAGUAUUGCAUAGCAUAUAGUUUUUUGAGAUACACAUUACAUAAUAGUGUAGAAGGCCUACUCCAGCCUUUUACUCUGAAGACUAGGCUAGAAAAUAGGUCUACUUACUCAUGAUCUCGGUCAUUAAAUGUAAGGGGAAAUCGGCUAAUUGUGAUUAUUGGACAAAGAGAAAUGAUAACUUGAUGGACAUUCAAAUUCUAACCUAUCAGUGUUUUCUGUACUGAACUUAAAAAAUAAAGUGAUCAUAAACCUCUAAGGGCUCUGUUCAAUCUGUAUCCCUGAAGUGUUACAGAUAGCGAGCUGCAAAUGUAAAGGUAAUUUCCUAUUAAGGCCUACAGCUGCAGCGUUAACCUUGAAUGCAAUCUCUGCGAAGGCGGGGAACAUUGCCUUUAAUUUUCAAUCACGCUGUAACGCUGUAAUUUCCACGAUACGGAUCGAAUAGAGCCCUAAGUUACUAGCUAUGACCCUGACCCCAACAGCACGCCUAGCCUAGAAUGCCUUUCAUAUGAGACAAGUGAGCAAAGAGAUGGGAAAUUCCGAGGUCCACUGCAAACAUGUCCAGUCGAGCCUUGUUCACAAUCCCCAUAAGCACUCCGUUACGGAUGUCCACAACAGAGUGGAAUCAC